This is a messenger RNA of Hyposmocoma kahamanoa, 1541 nucleotides long. RefSeq lists its product as uncharacterized. The transcript has 6 exons. Lineage: Eukaryota; Metazoa; Arthropoda; Insecta; Lepidoptera; Cosmopterigidae. The record is from RefSeq and is a predicted model, not a curated record. The coding region runs from base 195 to 1349 and encodes 384 amino acids.
GAUUAAACGGUGAACCUUGACGUACUACUUAAAUUACAUUCCCAAUAAAACAAAGCAAAAUGUGUAAUUGUUUUAAUUGCAAAUUGUGUUUUAUUAAAAGAUAGUGGCAGUGUGUUCAAUACUUUUAAUCUGAAUUUUGCAUUGCUAGUGAUUUUGUGAACUUCAGUAAUAUAAAUAAACAAAUAAAAAUCAAAAUGGAAGCUCUAGAACGGAGAGGGAAGGUGCUGGCAAUAGCAGCUAUAGUUUUCAUCGUGUUUUGGUCGCAAUGUAAAGGCGUGUCGGGGCACCGGAACUCGACUAAGAUGUCGUACGUGUGCCCGCCCGAGUUCAUCCGACUCGGCCACAGCUGCUACUACUUUAGCGAGAACAAGGCCACGUGGCAGAGUGCGCUAUUUGCCUGCAAGGAUCGCGACAGCAACCUAUCUGUUCCAGCGCGAUGGGAGGACAGAAAUCUUAGAAAAUACCUUAACAAGCCUGAUGUCUCUCGAACCAGCCGCUGGAUCGGUGGUAUCUACGACUUAGCAGCGCGCGCGUGGAAGUGGGGCGGGGAAUUACGAACUAUGCAUUACCAGUCAUUCUCUAAGAUGAAGAAAAUGUCUCCAGAUGAGCUGCAGUUCCACUGCAUCGCCAUGAUGCCUGAACUUCUCUACAGAUGGGCACCACGCAGCUGCAUCGAACCACGCCAAUACAUAUGCCAAACGAAGCUUCGCAAAGUUCCCAAAUCGAAGUUGAAGGAUCUACGCAAACGUUGGGAGCGUAUGGGCAAGAUCAACGAAAUAACCGCGCCGAGUAUAAGCCGAGAAAUCAACGACCCGAGAAACAACGAAGUCACCGCCAACCCGAUGCUGAACCCGAAGUCCUACGACCUCCAACCGAGCCCCAUACGACUAAGGCCACAAUCACAUUCGAGGAAUUCUUUGAGAAGUAACUUGAAAUCAUACGAUCUAAGACCGAAUGAACUACGGAAGCGAUCGAGACCAUUACCGCGUAGACGAUUGACAAGACCUUUCCCUGGAUAUCAAUGGAACCGCCGUGACCCUGAAGGCUCGUAUCGCUAUAACGCCGAAAUCUUGCACUCGGGCCGCACCGGACUCAGUCCACAACAGAUCAAAGGCCACCUCGCACGGCUGCAACAUCUACGCGACAAACAAGUCGCGCGACGAAAGCGCCUUCGCAACUCCAACGACUGGCUGGAGAAUACUGCCCCUGCCUUAGCGCAAACUCAUCCGAGAACUUACACUGUAGAUAACAACAUCAGUGCUUUGCAUCCCAAAACAAUUGUCGAAGAGUUCGAUAUGCCUGCACCUAUGCCUGUAGCCGUUUUAAGGCAAAAUCGUGGAACAGGCUAAACUUUUUUAAAUGUAUCUAAGUGUAUGCUUUAUUUGUGUAGAUGUAAGCGCCUUCUUCUAUUGUGCUUUUCAGAUUAAAUUGUCGAUGGUAAAUUAAGGGCGCGUUCCCAUUCUGUAGUCGUGCAUCCCAUUUGAUAGUCGUGCAGUUUAAAAUGUCGUGGCUUGUAUAUUUAAAUGAAGCUGUUCCCAUAU